AUUCGUUGCCUCCUCAUCCCGAGCUGAAGGUUUCAAUUUAUCUCCGCGCCACCAACCGCGCCCAGCGGCUUGUGUUUGCGAGCGACGACCAGCACGUGACGCUUCUCCGGGAGCGCGUGCUUUCCGUUACGGUGCACCAUUAUGCGACUUUUGUGGUCGUCAACCCCACCCUCGGGACCGAUGCCCCGCGUCGGGGGCUACGUGUUUUUCAUGUGACAAAGCCGGACACUUCGCCAACGUGUGUCGGAGUCGUCCACCUCCAUCCGCCUGCGAUCGGCGCCAGCUGGCCUUUCCCGCUGGGCGCGGCCGAGGAUCCGGUCGCCGACUUCCGCCAAACGGAGGCAACCGAGCGCGGGCCCCCAUCCAUGGCAUCGUGACCUUCCCCGAGGAGGACGAGGACGAGGAGAUCCUGUCCACUGUCUACACCGUCAGACCGGCCAGAAGUCCUUCGCAGCAUGACCGUCACCGUAGCCUCAACUUCGUAGUCGACGUGGAGGUGGCUCCCGUUCAACCAUCCCGGGACAUGUGACACCGGCUGGUGUUUCACAGCCAACGAGUCCCAGUCCAUCAGGUUCUUCAGACGAGUCUCAGAGACCUUCGAAAGUAUCUUCAGAUCCAUUGAACAUGCCCAGUCCUCUAAAUCGUUUUUCAAGUAUCCCACAUGAGCCAUCUGUGCCAGGUGUAUCUCCACCGAGGACACCAAGCACAGCUACGUCGAGGGACGUUUCCAAGCUUCCUGCUGGCUUCGAACAUUUCGAAGAUCUCUUUUCACCUGGUCUAGGUCUGGUAAAAAACCAAACCCAUACGAUCACCGUCCGUCGAAAUGUGCCGCCAGUUCAAGCCAAGCUCCGUCGACUGCCGAUCACCCUGCGUGACGUAGUAACGGCGGAGAUCCUGAAGCUCGAGCAGCAGGGAGUUAUCGAGCGCGUGAGUGCUUCGGAGUGGGUUUCGCCCAUCGUGGUUGUUAAGAAGAAAGAGGGCGGCAUCCGUAUGUGUGUGGAUCUCCGAGCGCCGAAUAAGGCCAUCGUUGUCGACUCUUUUCCGCUCCCACACAUUGACGAGCUGUUGAACUCCUUAAGUGGAGCAUCCCAUUUUUCCAAGUUGGAUCUCGCAUCAGCAUACUAUCAGGUCCGGCUUGAUCCUAAAAGCCGUGACCUUACAGCGUUCAUCACUCAUGAAGGCCUUUUUCGUUUCACACGAGUUUGUUUUGGCCUGGCUUCCGCGCCUGCAGCGUUCCAGAAGAUCAUGUCUAAUAUCCUUAAAGACUGCAAGGGCGUACAGUUUUACUUGGACGACGUCAUUGUGUACGGUUCGUCUCAGCAAGAACACGAUGAAAAUCUGCAUACUGUGCUCCAGAAAAUUUCCCAAGCUGGGAUGAAACUCAAUAAGAAGGCCGUUUUUAGUGUCCAAGAGCUUACUUUUCUCGGACAUCGUCUGUCGGCGGGAGGCUUAGCGCCCCUUCCGUCAAAGAUAGACGUCGUUCUGAAUUUUCCGGCGCCAUGUGACCCUUCUCAGUUGAAGGCAUUCUUGGGCCUUGUCGAAUAUUACAGUAAGUUUAUCCAGCACUGUGCCACCAUUGUGGAGCCCCUUCGUCGUCUUCUACGCAAGGGUGUGACUUUCGUCUGGUCGUCCGAAGCCGACACCAGUUUCCAGCAGAUCAAGGCCUGCAUUCAGCAGGCACCCAUUUUGACUAUGUUCGACCCUUGCCUCCCAGUUGUUGUGUCCACGGACGCCUCAAACUACGGGCUGGGAGCUGUUCUACAGCAACAGCAUGGAUCCCAGCUGAAGACUGUUGCUUUCGCCUCCCGUUCUCUCACGGAAGCAGAGCGAAAAUACUCAACUGGGGAGAAAGAGGCUCUCGCAAUCCUCUGGGCCUGCGAGAAAUGGCACAUCUACCUCUGGGGUCGACAGUUUACCAUCCGGACCGACCACCAAGCAUUGGUCACCCUGAUGUCUACGCAAGGAGCUGGCGUUCGCCCAUUGCGCAUCAGCCGCUGGGUUGCCAGGCUCUUCAAUUACAACUUUGUAAUGGAGUACCGCAAAGGAACCGACAAUGUCGUUGCUGAUGCCCUUUCUCGCCUUCCAGUUCACGAUACUGAAGAUGGUACGACUUUUAGAGAAGAAAUUGUUUCCAUCGUCUGCGCUUCCCUCACAGAGAAGGAUUUCCAGGAGGCAACUUCACGAGACCCUGCGUUGCGUGAAGUCAUGAAAUAUACUUCAUCAUCAUGGCCAGACGAAGGCAAGCUAUCUCCAGAACUCAGGUCAUAUUUCGUUCUUAGAGAUCAGCUUUCCGUGGUCGACGGACUCCUUUUCCAAGGGGAGAAGAUCAUCGUGCCGCCGAGUCUGCGCCAGAAGGUUAUCGAGAUCGGCCAUGAGACCCAUCAAGGAAUAUCGAGGACGACGAGUUUUAUAAAGGAACUUUAUUGGUGGCCACAUAUCGCAGAAAACAUCAAGAACGUAAUCCAGCAUUGCACUGUUUGUCACUCCACCGACAAGCCCGCUAAGGCUUCCCCGGCGCCCCUACAGCCGGUAGCAUUUCCUUCCCGUUCGUGGACCAAGCUUGCCAUCGACAUCGUUGGGCCGUUUGAGCAAGCCCCACCAAAAGAACGUUACUUCAUUACUUUGGUAGACUACCACAGCAAGUGGCCGGAAGUGGCUUCGUCCCACAACGUCACGACAGCGUCAGUCGUUGACUUUUUGAAAUCGAUUUUUUCUCGAGAGGGCCUGCCUCUCGAGAUAACAACAGAUAACGGUCCACAAUUCACAUCCCAUGAGUUCAACCAGUUCCUAGAGACAAAUGGCAUAAAACACGUAAAAUCUUCCCUUUAUCACCCUCAAGGUAAUGGGCAAGUUGAAAGAUUCAAUAGAGUCCUAAAGUCCGUCAUCCAGUUGGCAAUGGUGCAACGCCGUCCGCUUCGAGAGGCCAUCACUGAAUACCUUGGAGUUUAUCGAAGCACUCGGCAUGCGGCCACAGGUGAAACCCCGGCGUUUCUGCUGCAUGCAAGAAAUCAUCGGACUCGCCUACACAUCCAAGGACGAGCAACUCCGGAUCCACCUCUGCCUCGGCACAUUGUCCAGCGCGACCUGCCGGAAAGGGUACAGGCGUACCAAGCAAAGAUGAAAAAGUACUCGGACUCAAGGCGAGCAGUGAAAGUGCCAUCUUUUAAAACAGGACAGUAUGUAAAGGUCCAUAAGCCAAGACACCAUGGUAAAUUUCAGCACAAGUAUUCUGAACCACAGAUGAUUUCUGCGAAAAUUGGUCCUUCGACAUAUACACUUGAUGAUGGUACAACAUGGAAUGCCGACAAAUUUACUCGUACACCUCUCAAACCUACGUACUCACACAGAUCACACAGAUCAUCCUGGGCGGCUGAUGAAGCUUUGUUUCCUUGUGCACCUCUUCAGCCCAUCCCUGCCGUUCCUCCCGUCAGCUUUUCACGAAUUUCUCCACCUCCUGGUGUCUUCGGCACUGAACCACCCUCCGUGAUUGGUCGUGAAGCGUCCGCCAGUGCUCCUCCUCCGCCUGGUCUACACUCUGUAGAAUCAGAGCGAAGUUCCCCUAGACCAAGCCAUCUGGACCUGUCCUCCCCCGCAAAGUCGUCACCGGAAGUGAGGGGAACUACCGAGUACAGCGAAGCAUCAACUUCUGCCAGAUCUGCUUCACCAACUCCGGAUCAUGACAAUAUCGAACAGGAGCAACCUUCUUUCAUUCCUCUUGGUGGGCUGAUGAAUGACUAUCCAGCUUCACGUCCCCCAGCCCGACCGCAGCGACCCAAGCAACGACCAGCUUGGCUCGACGACUAUGUUUGCGAUUAUGUGUGUGCUGAAUGAAUUUUUGUGCCCUGUGUGCUCAUGAUGAAACGUUGCGGGAUAGGAUGUGUUGUAAAUAGUUUUGGUUCCCAGAUUUAUUUCGUUCUUCAUGUUCUCUCUUUUUUUUUAUUUUACGGAAGGAAGAAAAUGAUAUGUUGUAAAUACCUUUCGUAGCCUGAUAGAUUUCGUUUCUUUUUGCUCUCCUUUUGCUUUAUUUUAUGAAGGGAGAAAUGUUGUAAUUGAGUUUAUGAAUCGCCACCAGGGUGCCCCUUUUCCUUUAAUCGUCCUUGUGCGCGUGAAUAAAGAAGAAGUGUAGCAGCGUUCGUCGGGGCUGGACGUGUCCUUUUUCCUACGGCGUGUCCGCUUGGCCGCGGGCCGCCGCUGCCCUCCACGCCAUCGUCGUCGUACCGUAAGCCUUCCUGCGCAUAUAUCCUAAUGCAGUAUAGCCCCUCAAACACUACA
Messenger RNA from Ixodes scapularis (black-legged tick), 4272 nucleotides. RefSeq lists its product as uncharacterized. The transcript is spliced from 2 exons. Gene Ontology annotation, biological process: DNA integration. NCBI's taxonomy places the organism in Eukaryota, Metazoa, Arthropoda, Arachnida, Ixodida, Ixodidae. Gene Ontology annotation, molecular function: nucleic acid binding. Bases 625 to 3831 code for a protein of 1068 amino acids. The record is from RefSeq and is a predicted model, not a curated record.